Messenger RNA from Dunckerocampus dactyliophorus (ringed pipefish), 1321 nucleotides. RefSeq names its product IQ motif containing G (gene drc9). The record is from RefSeq and is a predicted model, not a curated record. Gene Ontology annotation, biological process: cilium organization. Lineage: Eukaryota; Metazoa; Chordata; Actinopteri; Syngnathiformes; Syngnathidae. Gene Ontology annotation, molecular function: protein binding. Gene Ontology annotation, cellular component: cytoplasm; motile cilium. Bases 126 to 1067 code for a protein of 313 amino acids. The transcript is spliced from 10 exons.
CUUGACGUUACCAUAGCAAUUAGUCAACGGUCACCUCUUGUUUGACUGUGGACGGAAAGUGACCGUUUGUUUGCGAUACUACAGAUCGGCACGCUUUGCUUUGACUAUUAUGUUGAGUUAAGGACAUGUAUUUGUCCCAGAUUCAGAGUCUCAGACUGGCAGCUGUACUGGAGGAAUGCUCAGACCAGUUGGACAUACUGGAACAUGCUCUGACCAUCCAUAUCCACAGGGAGUGCAGCACUGAAGAGCGACAGGCCAGAGUAAAAAAGGUGAAACGAGACUGUCACUAUAUCUCACAGCAGCUGUCCAAGUUACAAGGUGAGCUGGAAGAGAAACAGAGCUUUGCUUGUCUGCUGCAGGUGGUUCACGGACAGGACCAGGAAAAGAAUGCUGAGAGCAGCAAAAGAGAAGCAAAGAAGGAGAUGGAGAAGAGAAGGCGGCUGCUACCAAAGCAACAAGCGCAGCUCCAACAGAAAGCAAAUCAACUGAAGGAACUGCAAACAUUAUACGAGGAUAUCAAAGAUCGGCUGCAUCGCCUAAAUGAGUCAAAUGCUGAAAGGAAGCGUCUUGAGGAGAGAAGCAUUGAGCAGCAGCUCCAGAGAACUCAAAAUGAGAUGAGGGAAGCUGAGAAGCGACUUGAAGACAAAGUAGUGCUCCUGAAUAAUCAGUUGAAGCUGCAGGAGAGAAUUCAUGAGGAGUCAAAUAUAUUUCUGAAAAAACAACAUCAGGAGUUGCAGGAGCAGCUGCGACACUGGCAGCAGUGCACAGAGCAGAACAUGCAGGAGAAGGAGCAGCAUCUCACCAGCAUGCGCUACAGAAGAGCAACAAACUUGGAGAAACUUACUGCCAUGCAGAAGAAGUACAGCGAGAUGGAAGAGGUUGUGAAAGAAGACUGGGAGGAGCAGGAGAGAAUUCGCCAGCGGGAGCUUGAGAUUGCAGCUUCUAUCAAGGUACAGGCUUGGUGGAGAGGUUGUAUGGUCCGUAAAGGCUUCGGCAUCUAUAGGAAAGUAGAAGACAAGAAAGGAAAGAAGAAGAAGAAGGAAGGAAAGAAGAAGAAGAAGAAAUAAGUCAGAUAUUGGGUUUCUUCACGAGCAGUGUACUGAUUUGUCUGUUAGCUGGUUAGCAGGCUAUUUUCUUGCUCUUGGAGAAUGACAUAUUUUUUUUACUAAACCUCUUAAAGCUCAUAGUCUACACUUCAAUCAUCUUUAUUGUUUUAUUUCAAAUCUGUUUUGGUCGUGUAUAAGCGAAACCUCACUGUAGAAAUACUUCUGGACCUAAUGUAACUGUAAUGUAACCCAACCCAUUUGCUUUUAUUGCUUUG